Messenger RNA from Notolabrus celidotus (New Zealand spotty), 1741 nucleotides. RefSeq names its product ring finger protein 41, like (gene rnf41l). The coding region runs from base 327 to 1373 and encodes 348 amino acids. The transcript has 7 exons. NCBI's taxonomy places the organism in Eukaryota, Metazoa, Chordata, Actinopteri, Labriformes, Labridae. The record is from RefSeq and is a predicted model, not a curated record. Gene Ontology annotation, molecular function: zinc ion binding.
AUAGGUUGGUUCAUUAAUAGAGCUAGAAACAGUGGAAGGACAGCAGUAAUCUCUGAGGGCUACACUACAACACAGCACUGCUUGCCUGUGUCCUGAACCCUUGUUGUCACGGAUACCUCUCCAUGGAGACGCAUUCCCAAAGGUGGAGAGGAGGGCUUUAAGGUGUAAAGAGACCCUCACCUUGAUGAAGCAACAAGUCAAGAGAAAAAGGAUGAAGAAGGAGAGACCUUAGGAGAGGAGGAAUAACAGAACGGUUCACUGUGGAGGAACAAGAGGAGUAGGAAUUUAUAAGGAAAGUUGGAUGUUGUUGAAGUUAAUUCAUCAGGAUGGGCUAUGAUCUGGAGAGGUUUGUGGGAUAUGUGAAUGAGGGUCUGCUGUGCUGUGUGUGUCGAGACGUGUUGGAGCGCCCCCUCCAGGCUCCCUGUGAGCAUGCCUACUGCAGCGCAUGCAUCAGCAGCUGGCUGCUCCAUCACCACUCCUGUCCCGAGGACAGACUGCCACUGGAUGUGGGCAGCCUCAAACCACUGUACAGGUCUGUCUACAUGUACAUGCGUAAUGACCUGAACUGUCUGCAGAUCCGUUGUGUGAAUGCAGGACAGGGUUGUGAAGUGGUCUGCUCCCUAGAGAACAUGCACACCCACGAGGAUGAGUGUGAGUUUGCCUUCGUCUCCUGCUCUAACACAGGUUGUCCUGUGCAGGUAGAGAGGCGGGGUCUGGAGGCUCACCUGUCGGAGUGUAACUUCCGCAGCAGGGAUUGUCCAAAUGGCUGCGGUCAUACUCUUCUCUCCAUUGAUCAAGUGCAGCAUAACUGUGUAGCAGAGCUGCGCACAGAAGUGGAGAUGCUCAGGGCAGAGAUGCUGUGCAAGAUUGAGGAAGUGAGACGAGAGAUGGAGUCUCGAUUGGAUUCCCAGAGGAGACACAUGGUGCAGAAAGAGUCGCAGCUGAAGAACGAUGUGGAGGAGCUCAAGGGUCAACUGUCCCGUGUGAUAUGCGACAUGCGUGCCCUGUUAGGAGCCGAGCGUCUCAGGAGACAGGAGCUGGCAGAGGCAGAGCUGGAGAAGAGGGAACUGUUGGAGCUCCUCAGAGACAUGCAGCCCACCAGGGUCCAACUUCCUGUUGAACCAGCAGCCAGGGAGCAGCUUCAGGGAGACCUGCACACAUCUGGAUGGGACCUACACAGUGAGCCAACAAGACACCAGCAGAGGGAGUCACCUUUACAUGCCUCCAGUCUCUCACUACAUUCAGCGCAGGCUAUGAAUAUCUCAGGACCACCUUCAUCACCUCAGCUGGGAGAGGGGGCGCGCAAAGGGGGGACGAGGAGCCUCACUUUGGACUGCAUCAAAAGGAAGAGCCGGGAGGUGACGGUCAUCUGAGAGUAGUGAACCAUUGGAUAAGCCAAAAAAGAAAAAUACAUCUUUACAUGUUUUAAUAUCUGGCAAACACUUUCAAACAAAAGUAAUGAAACAUUUUGAAUGUACUGUAAGUUACACUGAUUCUAACAUAUAAGUUUGAUUAAAUCAGCGUUCAGAGAAAAAUACUUAGUCUGCUGUGUAAUAAUCGAUGUUGUAUGUGAGAGGUAAGACUUUUCAUGUAAUUUCACAAACUUGUAGACUCAUGUGAAAAUGACUAGACAUUCAUCUAUUUUGUACAAUGAAUUCAGAUAAUGUCCAGCAAAUACAUCACCUGUGUUAUUUUGUAUCCAUCAAGUAUCAAUUAAAAACACCUAAAGUCAUUUCCUUGA